Blastomyces gilchristii SLH14081 is the source of this 2023-nucleotide messenger RNA. Its product is annotated as L-iditol 2-dehydrogenase. The transcript has 3 exons. Gene Ontology annotation, biological process: D-sorbitol catabolic process. Gene Ontology annotation, molecular function: L-iditol 2-dehydrogenase (NAD+) activity; zinc ion binding. Lineage: Eukaryota; Fungi; Ascomycota; Eurotiomycetes; Onygenales; Ajellomycetaceae. The record is from RefSeq and is a predicted model, not a curated record. Bases 449 to 1684 code for a protein of 411 amino acids.
GGCCGGGACAUUUUGGACUUCCCGCUGCAACACCAUAUUAUUAUUAUUAAUUAUCAUAGAGAGCUAAUCCGCUUGUCACCGUGCUUCUUUUCUGCUCCUUUUUUAGUUUUAGUCUUGCAGCAGUUAGUUAACUAGCUUGCUUGGUGAGACUAACACUGGAGCUUUAGCUGCACCCCGCAUGUUCUUUGUUGCACCGUUUCUUGUCCGUCGGUUUCCAGCACGUCCGUUUUUGUGCGACAAGACUCAUGAAACAACACUUUCACCCUGAACAGACUCUGCGGAAUUCGGGAAAGUAAGGGGAAGUAACCCUCUGAUGCAUAUAGCUUAUGUUAUGAUGGUAGACUAAUUGAGAGAACGUUUGAAGGGUCUUAUUUCUUCACCUGCUGCCAUAUCCAGGAGACAAAGACGUAGUCAAGAGAAGUUCCCGGUCGCCAGAAAAGCACUAACGAUGCCUAUCCCGACUAGCUCCCAGCUCUCCCAUGCCCUUGUGCUUCACGGAGCGAAAGACCUCCGAUUAGAGACUCGCCACACCCCACCUCCACAGCCGGGUCAACUCCAAAUCGCCAUCCGCGCAACAGGCCUAUGUGGCUCAGACCUGCAUUACUACCAACAUGGGCGGAAUGGAAACUUCAUCGUGAGAGCCCCGCUCUGUCUGGGCCACGAAUCAGCCGGAAUUGUCACCGCUGUCGGCUUGGGCGUGUAUGACUUCCAGGUCGGCGACCGCGUCGCUCUUGAAGUUGGUUUACCCUGCGGAUCCUGCUCCCUCUGCCUAGGAGGCCGCUACAACAUCUGCCGUAGUCUCCGCUUUAGGAGCUCCGCAAAGACCUUCCCGCACCUCGACGGCACGCUGAUGGAGUUGACAAACCAUCCCUCCAGCAAAUGUCAUAAACUACCUGCGCACAUUAGCGACGUGCAGGGCGCGUUGAUUGAGCCAUUGGCGGUAUGCAUGCAUGCGAUCCGCCGUUCAAACCCCCCCGAUCCGGACUCAGUGAGCCGGGCGCUGUGCGCGACUGAGACCCCAGAGGAGACAGCCGCAUUGGUCUUCGGUGCAGGCGCCAUCGGCCUCCUCCUCACCGCCGCCCUUGCCGCAACACAGCAUUUCACUACCCUGGUCGUCGCGGACAUUGACGAAGAAAGGUUGCGCAUCGCGGCGUCCCUCCCCUCCCGCACCGCGAAGAUACGCACAUAUCUACUGCCAAAUCCGUCCUCGACUAUCACCCCUUCCCCACCACAGCCCGAAGAUGAGAUCGCCCAGCAGAUCCUGUCCAUCUUUUCUCUCACCAACGGUUUUAGCCGUACAUAUGACUGCACGGGCGUCGCGAGCUGCAUCCGCAUGGGCAUCUAUGCCACGGGGCCUGGCGGGGCGGUUGUGCAAAUUGGUAUGGGCGGGGAGCAGCGGCCUAGCAUACCCUUGUCCGCAGCUGCGUUGCGGGAGGUUGAUCUUAUUGGUGUGUUUCGGUAUGCCGAACGGGCGUAUCCGGAGGCGGUGACCUUGAUGGGCAGUGAGGAAUUUCAGGGGGUAGCAGAGAAGGUAGCGACGCAUUUUGUGCGGUUGGAAGAUGGGGUUAGAGCAUUUGAGUUAGCGGCGAAGGGGGUGGAUAAGGAGGGGAAGCCGGUUGUUAAGGUUAUAGUUCUUUCUGGGCAGCAGCAGCAGGAGGAGGAGGAGGAAGGCUGUGGGAGGUAGUUAGCUGGCCAGGAGGUUCUCUUGAUGGGGCGAACGCAUUACUUGUGGGCUAUAAAUUUACGUAUGAGCUACUUGUAACCGGACGGAAACCCUUUUUAACAUUUUUGGAUUUGAAAUGUUGCCUAGACUACGCAGUAUAUGAACACGGGAAUGGAAUAUCUAGUAAUGUACCAAUGAUAAAGGGUUUCUUCUAAUGUUCCAUUGAAUGCGGUUGUUUCUGCAUGCGCAACGAAAUAAGACGGAAAUAAAAUAUCAAAUACUAACAGUCUCCCAUAAAUGAACAUAUAUACCUGAUCAUCAAACCCAUUCGCUCAACUUUAUAACAUGGUAAACGAUAAA